Molecule: messenger RNA, 681 nt
Organism: Folsomia candida
Lineage: Eukaryota; Metazoa; Arthropoda; Collembola; Entomobryomorpha; Isotomidae
Exons: 1
Coding region: 1-681 (226 amino acids)
Source: RefSeq, a predicted model, not a curated record
AUGUUGGGGAGGGCCCUCUUAUCAAAAGACGAGAUGAUGACUUGCCUUUGUGUGGCAGCCGCUACGAUCAACGAGAGACCUCUUGCGGGAACCACAGAAGACGCCAACGAUUUGAUUCCGUUAACCCCAGCCAUGUUCCUCAAAGGGACAAAGAUGACGAAGUUCCCGGAAGCUGAACAUAUCACGGGGACUGAACUGCAAAUUCGUUACAAAGUCAUGAGAAAGUUGCAGCUGGACCUUCAGGCGAGAUUUCGAAAAGAGUAUCUGGGUCAGCUUGUCCAAAAAGCCAGUGAGAAGAAAACAAGAGACCCGAAGAUUGGAGACAUCGUCCUUGUGGGAGCAGACAAUAAGAAACGCUUUGAGUGGCCCCUCGGACGCAUCCUGAAAUUGAACAAAGGGAGAGAUGGCCAAUAUCGAUCAGCUUUGGUGAAGACAGCGAAAGGAUUUUUGGACCGUCCCUUACAACGCCUCUACCCUUUGGAAGUUCCAUGCGGAAACGACCUGCCAAAACAGAAUUUGGACGUCCCGAGUCAGUCAGAUGUUCCAGACGUCGACGAAGAUCCUGAGACAGUCGAAGUGAAUGAUGAAGAGUUGGUGAAAGAAGCCCUGCCCGAAGUCGUCACAAGAUAUGGUCGUCAUAUCAAGAAACCAAAGUGCUACAGUGAUUGGUUUAAAAAGUGA